Molecule: messenger RNA, 2331 nt
Organism: Pocillopora verrucosa
Lineage: Eukaryota; Metazoa; Cnidaria; Anthozoa; Scleractinia; Pocilloporidae
Product: pleckstrin homology domain-containing family A member 8
Biological process (GO): intermembrane lipid transfer
Cellular component (GO): cytoplasm
Molecular function (GO): lipid transfer activity
Source: RefSeq, a predicted model, not a curated record
AUGGCGGACGUCCUAACCCGUUGGUGGUUACACAGAGAAAGCUGAGGAUAAAUAGCUUAAUCCGUGUUAGAUCGACGAACACUUGGACUUGUGUCCGAACGUAGGAUUUUUGCGCAGGGCUGCGUGAACAUUUUAAAGAGAGAAGCGCAGAAGAUGUCGAUAAUGGAAGGGACUUUGUGGAAAUGGACGAACUAUCUAAGUGGUUGGCAGCCCAGGUGGUUUGUCCUAGAAGUUGGAGUGUUGGCGUAUUACAAAUCUCAGGAAGAGGUUGGGCUUGGAAGCAGAGGAUCAGUGAAAAUGGCUUGUUGUGAAAUUUCAGUACAUCCUACAGAUGCUGUUCGAAUUGACCUGAAGAUUCCCCCGGACCAAUACAUUUACCUUAGGGCUGCCACACCAGCUGAACGACAACAGUGGUUAGUUGCAUUGGGAACAGCCAAAGCAUGUUUGACAACAAUGAAACAUAACGGCCACUCAGAAGUUCCUGGAGAAUCCAUGAGCCAGUUAAAGGAGAAGAUGCAAGAGCUGAACAUGUAUCGCAGUUUACUACUGCAACAAAUCAGCACCAUUAAGAUGCUCUGCAGCAAUAAAGAGGACAACCAGGAAUUUGGAGAAGCGGCAACCAUGCUAUCUGCAACUUGUGAUGAAUUUCUCAAAAACAUUUGUGACUGUAUGGAUUUAGCGGAAAGUAACUUUGGGAGCUCCUCAUCUUCACCAUCUUCACCAUCAACUUCCAUGAAUAAGACUUUGACAUCAACAAAGCACAGUACUUUUCAAAAACAAUUACUCCAUGAUGGUCAUAGGUCUGCAUCCCCUCCACCAUCGCCAACUCCAAGUGUUGCCAGUUCAUUUAGUUCUACUUACAAUGGACCACCAAGCGUCACAACCGUAAGCGACCAAUCAGUUCACAGCGAUAGAAUGACGUCAUCAGUUACCAAGCAGCUCACGACCCAGACUCCUAACCAAGUGGUUGGGAACCGUUCUUCAACAAAUUCCUCUGAGCAUAAUGAUCGCAGGCACGUGCAAGCUAGCGGAGUGUCGGCCAACCCCACCCUCAAUCAUCACAAGGCGAAGUAUAUUGAAUUGUCUCGGAAUUCCCUCGAUUCACAGUCGUCGACUUCAAAUUCAGAGGAAGUUAAGGAGGAACCUUUAACAUUCUUCACUAGUGUGCAAUUUAGAUUUGAGAACAUUCAGUUAGGACCAGACAAUGGUAUUCCCACUAAACUUUUUCUAUCGUCCUGUUCGUGUAUCCUACCGUUUCUCGAUGUUCUUGGAUCAACUGCAUUUGCUCCUGUUAAACUGGAUAUCAGUGGGAAUAUAAAAAAACUCGAAGCUAAACACGAUACGGACCCGAAAGCGUUUGUCACGCUGCAAAAUAUUGUUUACCAAGAACUCAAAAGCAACACGUGUACGGUGAAAAACUCAGCUACGGACGCGUUACUAUGGUUGAAAAGAGCUUUAGAGUUUAUGCAAGUGUUUCUCGCUGAAGUUGUUCGAGGAGAAAAAGAUCUCGCUGUAGCGGCAGGUACGGCUUACGGCAAGACGCUCAGAAGAUAUCAUGGUUGGGUCGUUAGAGGGGUUUUCGCUUUGGCAGUUAAAGCAGUGCCAUACAGAUCGGAUUUUCUUACAGCUCUUGCGACCACUGAAAAGGGCUUGGCCACUCACAAGGAUGUCAUACGGGACAUGAAGAUGUGCGUUGAGGGACUGAGUCGAUUUACGAACAUUAUAAACCAGUUAUACCGGAAGCACAAACUCGAUUCGGAGGAGACCGUGUAACGACGUCACGCUUCAUUUCGGCGGAACCGUUCGUGACAUUGUCACGCUUUUCCGCCCUGUUCACGCACACAUACGAGGCUUUUGUCCUCGUUCUUAUGUAGUUAAUCACAUAGCUAGCUCAAAAUUUAUUUUAAUAAGAACUAUUAUUAACUAAGUAACAUAAAUAUUUAAGAACGACAGUCAGUAUAUAUAGAGUUAACUUUAGAUCUCGUUGCUAAAAGAAUGAAUAGAGUCAGGAACCCAUUACUUAAUGGGCUCCCGAUAAAGUAGUGUUCAGAGGACUCCCCCUCUACCGCUGUGAACUGGGUUCCAUUUCCAAAGGUGGCAUGAAAUGUGUGUUGAGAUUUUUGCUGGUUUUCGUUGUUGUGGUGAGGAUUUUUCUUUGGAAGCUGUGGUUUUCCUCCUCCUCAAAGCACCAACACUACAAAUUUCAGUUCGACUUGAUUCGUUAUCAGACUUUCCCUGGUUCUUCCCAAGCUGUUAUUGUUCCACGCAGAGUCUUCAAGCUCAGUGGAAGUUUCCAUUAGCCUUAUCACUCUCAAGAACUCAUCAGAAAAU